UUUGGGUCAUCUGAGUGAUCUGACAGAAAGCAAUCAGGUUGUGCAUCUGUCAGGUAGCAACCUGACACAGAGUGACAAUUCGUUUUCAAACUUUUUAUCUUUUUUUGUUGGAGAGGAGCCACAAGGACAAUGAUGUAGACGAGAUUCGUUUUCAGAGUACCAUCCCAAGAUUUUAACCAACUAAGCUAGUUGAAUUCCACCGUCAUAAAACAGAUUUCCUGUGUAUCUUACACACAUUUGUGCUCACAACUAACAACUAACAAUAAUGGAAGCCAAAGAAGAUGCCUCAGUCUCUCUCCAUCAUACAGACAGCAACGAUGUAGUAACCAAAGAAAUAAACAUCCCAAAUGACUCCUACAACUUGGCAUACACAAUAUACUUCAUAUUAGGAACAGGUUUCCUACUCCCUUGGAACGUCUUCAUCACAGCCGUAGACUACUUCAACUACCUCUACCCUGAUCGCAGUGUUGAUCGAAUCUUUGCCGUUGUUUACCAGUCUGUGUCUCUUCUCUGUCUCCUUCUAAUCAUCUUCGGCUUCCGCAAGUUCCGUGCCUAUGUUCGUAUUAACGUUGGCUUUGGCCUCUACUUGGUGGCCCUCGUUGUGGUGCCUCUCAUGGAUUUGUUCUACAAUAAGGGACGAAGUGGGCUCCACGAUGGGUUUUAUGUGACUGUUGGGGUUGUUGGCCUCUCCGGCGUAGCGAAUGUGCUUGUCCAAGGUGGGGUUAUUGGGUCUGUUGCUGAGUUGCCGAGGCGAUACAUGCAGGCUGUUGUUUCUGGGACUUCUGCAUCAGGUGUCCUUGUUUCGUUCAUGAGAAUAUUUACCAAAGCAGUAUUUCCACAAGACAUCCAUGGAUUAAGAAACAGCGCCAUUCUUUACUUCAUCGUCGCAAUUUUAUUCAUGACCCUUUGUUUUUGCUUAUACAAUGUGGUAAGGCAACUUCCUGUUGUAAAACACCACAACAAGCUUCGAAAUGAGCAGAAGCUCAACCAGGAAGAAUUUUCUUCAUAUACCUCAAUUUGGAAUGUCAUACAGACAAUCAAGUGGUAUGGUUUUGGGAUCACCCUCAUAUAUAUUGUCACUCUAUCGAUUUUUCCAGGCUCGGUUACUGAAGAUGUACAUUCUGCAGUUCUUAAGGAUUGGUACGCGAUUCUGUUAAUCACUUGUUAUAAUGUGUUCGAUUUAAUUGGCAAGUCUUUGACUGCUGUCUAUCUACUAGACAACACCAACAUUGCCCUGGGUGCAUGUUUUGCGAGAUUCUUGUUUUAUCCCCUGUACUUGGGUUGCUUACACGGUCCUCAAAUUUUCCGAACUGAGAUUCCUGUGGCGAGCUUGACAUCAUUGUUGGGGAUUACCACUGGUUACUUUGCGAGUGUACUCAUGAUUUUGGCUCCAAAAACGGUACAACUUCAAUGUUCAGAAACAGCUGGGAUUUUGAUGGUGUUGUUCUUGACUCUUGGUUUGGUUAUUGGUUCAAGUUUAUCUUGGUUUUGGGUUCUUUGA
Spinacia oleracea (spinach) is the source of this 1501-nucleotide messenger RNA. Its product is annotated as equilibrative nucleotide transporter 1. The record is from RefSeq and is a predicted model, not a curated record. Bases 266 to 1501 code for a protein of 411 amino acids. NCBI's taxonomy places the organism in Eukaryota, Viridiplantae, Streptophyta, Magnoliopsida, Caryophyllales, Amaranthaceae. Gene Ontology annotation, molecular function: nucleoside transmembrane transporter activity. The transcript has 2 exons. Gene Ontology annotation, cellular component: plasma membrane. Gene Ontology annotation, biological process: nucleoside transmembrane transport.